This is a messenger RNA of Nycticebus coucang (slow loris), 2075 nucleotides long. Its product is annotated as cytochrome c oxidase assembly protein COX14. The transcript is spliced from 2 exons. Gene Ontology annotation, biological process: mitochondrial respiratory chain complex IV assembly. Bases 1657 to 1830 code for a protein of 57 amino acids. Gene Ontology annotation, cellular component: mitochondrion. The record is from RefSeq and is a predicted model, not a curated record. NCBI's taxonomy places the organism in Eukaryota, Metazoa, Chordata, Mammalia, Primates, Lorisidae.
CCCCUCUCACCUUUUUAUUGUCUGUUUCCACAGUGGAAUUAUAUUUCAGAGAAGCUGUGCCUCAGCUCAGUUUGUGCUCUGUUUUCAAGGUCUGCCUCAAAGGGAGUGUCCAAAUCUUAGAGUCCCUCUGAGAAUCAAUUAUGUAUCUCUGACUUCCUAAACCAGCUGCUUAUCAGUGCCCUCAACAGAAAGGAGUCCCAAAUUGAAGAAUAUUUUAUUCCAGACAAAAGAUUCCUUACUAAAUUUUCUCUUGUUUCCUAGUUCAGAAUAUCCAGGGAACAGUUAAUUUAUCUCAUGCAAAUUUGAGUUAAUAGUUUGCAGGAAAAAAAAAAAUAGUUUGCAGGAGACCCAGAAAGUCCCUUUUUAACCAGUGGGAUAGGUUCUUAGUGUUGAGUUUGAAAGUUAUACUUUAAUUUUAUAUUGGGAGACUGAGGCAGGUGGAUUGCUUGAGCUUAGGAGUUAAAACCAGCCUGAGCAAGCGUGAGACCCCAUUUCUACUAAAACUAAAAAAAUUAGGGCCAGGUGUGGUGGUUCACACCUAUAAUCCUCCCAGCACUGGGAGGCCAAGGUGAGUGGAUAGCUAGAAUACAUGAAUUUAAGACCAGCCUGAGCAAAAGCAAGACCUUGACUCUACUAAAACAAUAGAAAAAACUGAGGCAAGAGGAUUGCUUGAGCCCAAGAGUUGGAGGUUGCUGUAAGCUAUGAUGCCAUGACACUCCACCCAGGGCAGCAGCUUGAGACUCUGUCUCCAAAAAAAAAAAAAAAAAAAUGGAAAAGAAAAAUUAGCUGGAUGUUGUGGUGGGGCGCCUGUAGUUCCAGCUACUUGGGAAUCUGAGGCAAGAGGAUUACUUCAGCCCAAGAGUUUGAGGCUGCUGUGUGCUAUGACACCAUGGCACUCUACCCAGAGUGACAGAGUGAGACUGUGUCUCAAACAAAUGAAUAAAUAAAAUAAGAAUUAAUAUUAUAAAAAGCUAAGUAUACAAAAAAGAAAGAAAACAACAAAAAGUUAAGUAUGAUUAAAAUAAUAUAAAAAUACUGCUGACACUAUUUCAUGUAUAUUAUUGGCUAAACAUAUGUUACUGUUAACUUUGGAAACUAACCAUUGUUAAUAAAAUGGUUUUUAUGGGUAAAAAAAUUGGAUAUUGCCAGAAAGGUUCCAGAUUGAUCCUCCUGGAGAGAAUAAUUCACUGCAAAUGUUUAAUUCCUGAUUACCUCCAUUAGUUAGUUCCUUACUAGCCAGAAAAAACUGAUGUAUACUCAGAGUAAUGUGUCAGUUAAGAACAUCUGAGUGGUCCAUGCCAGUUACUUCUCUUCACAGGCAUGGAGGGCCAAAUGUAACUAUGACAGCAUUCCAAGGCUCCUGGCUUCAGCGUCAUUUCUUUUUUCUUUUCUUUUCUUUUUUGAGAUAAAGUUUCAACUUUAUUGCCCUCGUUAGAGUGCCAUGGCACCAUAGCUCACAGCAACCUGAAACUCUUGGGUUCAAGUGAUCUUUUUGCUUUAGCCUCCCAAGUGACUACGGGUGCCCUUCACAAUGCCUGGCUAUUUUUAUAUUUUUAGACAUGGGGUCUCCCUCUUACUCAAGCUAGUCUUGAACUCCUGAGCUCAAGCAAUCCACCUACCUUGGCUUCCCAGCGUGCUAGGAUUACAGGGGACAAAAUGCCGACUGCCAAGCAGCUAGCCGAUAUUGGCUACAAGACCUUCUCCACCUCUAUGAUGCUCCUCACUGUGUAUGGGGGCUACCUCUGCAGUGUCCGAGUCUACCACUAUUUCCAGCGGCGCAGCUUGCGGCGCCAGGCCGCAGAAGAACAGAAGACCUCGGGAGUCCUAUAGAACUGGGGGCUUUUUCUCCUGAGCAGAGAGGCCUGGGGCAUGCUGUGGAAAGACCUCACCUGCCAUUAUUUCCAGGUCAAGAGGACUAGGUCAUUAAUGAUUUUCAAGCCCUGUUGGAAGAAAGUGCCCACGGUUUCUUUGGUUCUGCCAGUCAGUGCCAGUUUUACAGUUUGUGGAGGCUGUUGAACCGUAAUAAGAAUGUGAGGGUGAGGUAUACCUACAGAUAUUAAAUAUUUUGCCAUGUC